CCCAGUGAGCUCAGUUUGUUGCAGAUAUCGAAAUAAAAGCCGAUUAAAAUAGCAAAAGCUGACUGUGAUUGUGCAAAAUUCUGUAAAUUAGAUUGUCGAAAGAAGAGCCCGCUACCUGCUGAAUUUUACAUCAGGUGUAAUCGGAACCUGAAACAAACUGCCGGAAUUAACUCGAAGGAUAAUAAAAAAUGUCUUCAGAAGACUUAACCACUUCGUCGUGGCUAUCUCUGGAUGUGGAUGAGGACAUAAAUGAGACCUCACUUUACUGGGAUCUGCAUAUUUUCACUAUCAUCGAAAUAGUGCGUCUAAUCAUCCGAUUGAGUGCCUUGAUCAGUAAUAUUUAUUUAAUAGUAAUCAUCAUCAGGUUUAUGAAACUUAGGACAACCAUCAACAGGGUGAUUUUCCUCUAUGCUGUUAUUAGUACCGGAUUUUUAACUUCAGGAGUGCUAGUGACUAUCAUAGCGAGAUUCACUUCGGUUGAUUAUUAUACUGAUUGUUUGCUUAUCGGCGUAGAGAAAUUCACAGAAAUUUUGCUGCACUUUGCCUUAACACUUUUAGCAAUUAGCUGGUAUGUCCCAAGCUACCAUCCAGCUCUAAACAACAAAUAUCCCCUCGUUCUUAAAUAUGGUGUCGGAGUGUGUUUCCUAGUAAUUUCGAUUACAGCAACAGGAUUUUCCAUAGUAAACUGCAGCAACCAAAAUGCAAAAUAUUAUCAAAUGUACUUCACUGUCGAGCUGCUCUGUUUUUCCUUAUGCGCUAUUAUACUCAUAGGCCUCACUAUUCUAAAACGUUAUAAAAAACCCGCUUUGGACGCCCUAGAAACAGCCUAUGCCUUCUCAAUUCCUCAUAUAGUAUUUAUUAUAUCUGCUCUGGCUACUCUCUUGAGUGUGCUGGUAUUGCUUAUAGAAUCUCAAGUUUCUACCUAUCAGAAAAUUUUAUUUCGGCUGGUUUAUUUGGAGCAGAUAUCAAGCUGCUUGGAUCUAGCUGAGCCCAUAGUCGUUCUCUACAUUCUAGCAAAGUCGAGUAAGCAUUUUAAAAUCGCCUAUCUCAAAUGCUGCAAGAAAAAUCUGCAAAACUACGAAAAUGAUCUAGACGUGAGUCCAACAACUAACGCAGGUUCGGGAAAUAAUGUUACGUUUCAUAGAACCUCGGAAAAUAUUUGGAUGUAAUUUUAGGAGAUUUAAAGGUAUCAUCAAUUUUAGUUUCAGGUUUAUGUGGCUAAUCCUUUGAUAGAAAAUUUGUUAACAUGAAUUUAAUUUCUAAAUUUAUGCUACAAAAAUAUGUUUUUGGAUCACAAAAUUUUUGUCACCUCAAAAAGAAUGAUAUUUAUGAUAUAACAAGACUGAUUAGAGUUGUAGUUAAUGCAGAAUAUUAAUUUAGCAGUUUAAAGUUAAAUGGAUUUGUUUAUUUUUGCUUUAUUGCAGAAGGUUUCUUGCAACAACCUUAGCUAAUACUAUUAUAAUGUUGAUAGAAAAUAAUUAAUGUGUAAAAUAAAUUGAAUAAAAUCUCUAGAAGUGGAAAUUAACAUCUUA
Molecule: messenger RNA, 1532 nt
Organism: Dendroctonus ponderosae (mountain pine beetle)
Lineage: Eukaryota; Metazoa; Arthropoda; Insecta; Coleoptera; Curculionidae
Exons: 2
Coding region: 189-1169 (326 amino acids)
Source: RefSeq, a predicted model, not a curated record